CCCUUUGUGAAGUUGUGGUCGUCGUCGCGCAGUGAAAAAUUAUAUUUUUAUUAUUAUUACCUACCAUAGUCAUCGUCAACGAACGCCAUCGCAUCGUGCGGUAUAUUGUUGAAACACCGUGUGUUCUGUGUUGUUGUUGUGUUUCCUUCUUUUUUUGCAUUGUGCCUCCUUUAACCACUUGUGGCUUUGUGGGUCUGCAUGUCUGCACUUUUGUACUAUUUUCGAUCGUUGUUUUGUCGUGUGUAAAUUGGCCAAACACUAUCAGGCCCCCCGAUCGUUGUUUGUUCGUUCGUUCGGUUCGGUUGCUUCUGCAUCCUCCAUCAACUUUUUACGUACCGAGACCGACUCACGAAGAACGAGAGAAGACCGACUACUACGACGACGACGGUAAUUGAUGUCCUGAAGGGAUAAUAAAUUCUGGAAUUGCUCCUUUGGGAGACGAAACAAGGAUUAACUACUUUUUCUCGUUUUAUGUUUAUAAAGUGUGAUGAAGAUUAAGAAAACAAAAAGGAAAUAAAAUAUUAUUGUGCCCCGCGGAAAAUACCGUAAUUCGUGUACAUAUAUCGUUGGUAUAUGUGUUGUUAUUGUUGCAGUGAUAUAUGGUGUGUUUUUGCUCACUUCUCUGUACUGGUCGACUUCCGUAUCCGGUUAUCGUCUACUAUACGACAAAUGUCUCCCUCCAUUUCCAUAUGCAACACAUGAUUUAGAAAAAUACAAAAAAUAAAAAAGAAAUAUUAUUAUCAUCAUCUUUCGCUGCUAUAUACACAGUUAGAUUGUGAGUGAGAGCAAAUUGGUGUUAAUUGAAUUGCAUUUGUGCACGCAUAACGGGAAACAAACGCGCAAACGCAAAAUAUACACAAUAGUUUUAUCAUCUAAACAAAAAUAAAAGCAGCAGGAAAGAAAGCAAAAGGGCGCCCUCAAGCCUAAUUGUUUAUUAAUUAGUGUCAUCUCGGGAGUUUAACGCUUAUAGGCGAUAAACAAAUAAGCAACAAAAUAAUAUAAUCGAAAACAAAAUAAGUUUGAAAAAAUAUUCUAACAAGCAACAAGUUGUACAUACAAAUAUUUAGAUAUUUUUUAUCCGUCCAUUAUUGUGUGUGUUUUUUUUUUUAUUUUUGUGUGAAAGAUAGCCUGAUCUUGUUGUUGUUGUAGAUGGUGUUAAGUAACAUAAAGUGGGUGACUAAUUAUUUAUUACAAGUUGUUAUAAUUUGCUGGGACGCACAAGGCGACGCCUAGCGGUGUAUGAGUGCAACAUCACCCAUCUCAUAAUGUACAUAGGCCUGCAUGGGCAAUGAUAAGCGCCCCCGGAGUAUUAGUAAAAAUGUGCAACAGCUACAAUUGCAGCAGCAGAAACAGUGGCCCUACGCGCUGCAGUUGCAAGUAGAAAAUAUCUAUGUACUUUGCACACCCCCUCGUUGGGCGUCUGUUGCAUCUAUACUAUAUACUAUCAUCGUGCGUCGUCCGUCGCCGUUCGCGUUGUCGCUCGUGGUCGUCGUUGUCGACAAAUUGGAUUAAAGAUUGCUGCUAUAGCCAGCACUGUGUGGACUUGUAUAGUGGCACUAUUUAUAAAACAUCAGCUACAUAUAGUGGCUGUGGUGCCACCACCGACCGAGCAUCAGCAUAUAACAUUCUACAUACGUUUAUCUAUAGAUAGAAACAACAUAAAUAGAGAGCUAUAGCUCCUAUAGUAUCUUAUUCUAUUAUAAUAAUUUAAAUGUUAAAAAUGUUUACAAAACAUUUCAGGAGAAAAUUAUUAUCGCACAGCGAUAUGCACACACUUGUUGCAUACAUUGUUGUGUUUUUAAUUAAUAAGGUAUCAACGGCCGGCAACUUUGAGCUGGAACUACUAGAAAUCUCGAACACAAACAGCCACCUGAUGAGCGGCUAUUGCUGUGGUGUUCCUUUAGAAAUAAGAAGUACGAGAACAACAGAUUGUCCGCCAUGUUCGACGGCGUUCCGGUUGUGUCUCAAGGAGUACCAGAGUUCGGCGCCAGAAAGCUUUACGGCCGGGUGUUCAUUUGGCAACUCGAGUACGGGCAUCCUUGGAGGCUCUAGUUUCGUGCUGAGUGAUCCCGGAAUCGGUGCUAUUGUUCUGCCAUUUACAUUUCGCUGGACGAAGUCGUUUACGUUGAUCCUACAAGCCUUGGAUAUGUACAACACCUCCUAUCCAGAUGCUGAGAGGUUAAUUGAAGAAGCAACUUUUUCGGGCGUCAUCCUACCAUCGCCCGAAUGGAAGACACUCGAUCACAUCGGGAAGAAUGCCCGCAUAACAUACCGGGUGAGAGUUCAGUGUGCAGUUACAUACUACAAUACGACAUGUACAACGUUCUGCCGGCCAAGGAAUGACCAGUUCGGGCAUCAUACAUGCGGAUCGGAGGGUCAGAAGGUGUGCCUUAAUGGUUGGCAAGGAGUUAAUUGCGAGAAGGCGAUAUGUAAACCAGGCUGUGAUCCGACGCAUGGGAAAUGCGAACAACCAGGAGCAUGCGAAUGCCGGCCCGGAUGGCGUGGACCCCUUUGCAACGAGUGCAUGGUCUAUCCCGGCUGCAAGCACGGAUCAUGUAAUGGUAUCGCUUGGCAAUGUCUAUGCGAUACAAAUUGGGGUGGCAUCCUAUGUGACCAAGAUUUAAAUUAUUGUGGCACCCAUGAGCCUUGCAUGCACGGAGGGACAUGCGAGAAUACGGCACCUGAUCAAUAUCGCUGCACAUGCGCAGAAGGCCUCUCCGGCGAACGGUGCGAGAUUGUGGAGCAUCCGUGCGCGACGCAGCCGUGUAAAAAUGGAGGCACUUGCACGCUCAAGGAAUCGCAAAAAAUGACUGAUUCGAUGGGAAUGGGUGCAGGACUGAGUGUGCGCGGCAUGCGAGGCAUGAGUUCCAUGGGCAAACCAGUUGGACGCAACCGUAAUCCUACAACCAACGGAGGCACCAGCAGCGGCGGCAGUGCUAUGGCAAGAAUGAGUCCAACCACUCCACCUGUGGCUGAAUUCACUUGUACCUGUGCGCCCGGUUGGACGGGUCCCACAUGCGAAAUAAACAUUGACGAGUGCGCCGGAGGUCCCUGCGAGCACGGUGGCACUUGUAUAGACCUGGUCGGGGGCUUUCGAUGCGAAUGCCCGCCCGAGUGGACCGGCGACAUAUGCCAGAUGGAUGUCAACGAAUGUGAAUCGAAUUCGGCCACAAAUCUGGGGCCCUGCAUCAAUGCGGAAAAGUGUCAUAAUUUGCCGGGCUCCUUCUCAUGCCAAUGCCUUAAAGGCUGGGGCGGGCCAACCUGUGCCAAAGACCUGGACGACUGCAAAGGCCAAUGCAAGAACGGAGCAACCUGCAUUGAUUUGGUCAACGAUUAUCAUUGUGCGUGUGCAACGGGCUAUACAGGACGGGACUGUGAGACGGACAUCAAUGAAUGCGCGAAAUCACCUUGCCGCAACAAUGGCGAGUGUGUGGACAUGAUUGGGAAAUUUAAGUGCAUAUGUCCACUUGGAUACUCGGGGUCGUUGUGUGAGGAAGCCAAGGAUCACUGCACACCAUCACCCUGCAUUCAGGGAAGCUGUCUUAAUACACCCGGUGGAUAUUACUGUCAUUGCCCUCCAGAUCAUGAAGGUAAACACUGUGAGAAUAUGCGCCCGCUCUGCUCUUCGCCCCACUGUAAUGAAAGUUGUACACCACCCAUAACUAACUCAACACAGUUCCCGGCAUUUCCUUGUAGUGGACACGGGAAUUGUGAAAACGGAGACGUUGGCACCUACUGCAAGUGUCAUCCAGGACGUACAGGAACCUACUGUGAGCACAAUUUAAAUGAAUGCUCCCCGAAUCCCUGCCGCAAUGGAGGAAUCUGCUUGGACGGAGAAGGUGAUUUCACAUGCGAGUGCAUAUCAGGUUGGACAGGUAAACGUUGCUCGGAGCGUGCGACUCAGUGCUACGCUGGACAGUGCCAAAACGGCGGAACAUGUGUAACUGCGGACGGUGGAACGGCGCAAUGUCGAUGUGCGCCUGGCUGGAAUGGGCAAUUUUGCAGCGAAGCAAUCGACCAGUGCCAGGGUCAGCCUUGUCAUAACGGGGGCACCUGUGAAUCCGGAUCGGGGUGGUUUCGUUGUCUGUGUGCCCAGGGCUUCUCUGGACCCGAUUGUAGGAUAAAUGUUAACGAGUGUUCGCCACAACCGUGUCUGGGCGGUGCUCGUUGCAUCGAUGGCAUCGGCGGAUACACCUGUGUCUGUCCGCCCGGAAGGCAAGGAGUUCGUUGUGAGAUUUCCCUCUCGGAUCCCCAGUCGGCGUGCCUGAAUAUAACAACCCUGUCACCUUAUAAUUCGCUAAUCAACAGCACUAACGUAACAACACUGCCCGUUACAUUGGAGGAAUCUUGCAACGCGUGUACUUGUGUCAAGGGAAAACGAAAGUGUACGAAUCUUUGGUGUGGUCUGCCCAAUUGUGUUGGUGACGAAUCGAAGUUUUCGAACUCAUCAAUAGUCUGCCAGAGCCAUGAAGUGUGUGUGCCAUCAUUGCGGGAGUCCUGCUUAUCGCCACCGUGUUCGCCCAGAGGUGAUUGUCGAGAGCUGGAGCCGUCACGCAGAGUGGCUCCUCCGAAACUGCCGGCCAAAAGUGAAUGUUGGCCAAAUCAAGCUGUUCUCAAUGAGAACUGUGCCCGAUUGACAAUUCUUGUGGAAUUAGAGAGACUUUCUAAAGGAACAUCGGUCGAGAGUCUGUGCUCGACCAUGCGCUUGCUGCUGGCUGGAAGAAUGGUCAACGAGCCAGCAAGUGAAGGGAUGCUGAUUUUAAUUUGUGACUUAAAGACAUCGACGAAUGAUACCAUCGAAGUGACACUGUCAUCUACUAAAGUUGGUGAUGCACAACUCCCUCUGGCAAUCAAACUUCUCGGCGAAUUACUCUCACGGCAAAGCGGAAUAUCUCAUUCGAAUCAGCAAGUCGCAAAACCCAGUCUAGCACCUUUGAUUUCGAUUCUCGAAGUCAAAGUCGAAACUGCCUUGGUCACGAAGAACUCGAGUAGUUCGGGUCUUUUGUUUGGCAUCCUUUGUGGUAUUGGAAUAGUUUUGAUUGGAUUCGCAAUCUUUAUGGUCAUGAUAUGGAAGCAAAAGACCAGCAUUCGGACUACGUCCGGUAUCAAUUUGACUUCAUCGCUUGACGCUUUGCGACACGAGGAAGAAAAGUCAAAUAAUCUGCAAAACGAAGAGAUGCUAAAGCGAUACACAAAUCCCCUAAAAGGGAGUACGAGUUCUCUGCGGGCAAAUGGCAUGGAGUUGAGUCUUAAUCCUGCUCCGGAAUUGGCGAGUAUACCGCCGCUUGCAGCAGGGCCAAGUUCUCUGCAUCAUUCGCAGCCUAUUUAUCCACCGUGUGAGUCGAAUUUUGACCACGAGCUGGACUCGUCGUCCAAGGCUAUGCAGCAAAAGCGCAGUUCCCAGAUUCUGCUGCAUAAAACCCAAAACUCCGACAUGAAGAAGAACACAGUCGGUUCGUUGGACAGUCCGCGCAAGGACUUUGGAAAACGCUCAAUCAACUGUAAAUCUGCGCCGCCCAUAACUGGAGAUCCCGAUGUCCUAACGGUGCAUGUGUAGUAAAGGGCCGCAUGGUACAGGCCGCAGUUUUAAGUUAACCGUAGGUUGUCAUUGGUUGUAAAUGUUAGAUAUUUAUUGUAAUAUAUUUAAGUUUCCGGUUGUCUUCCGAUAGAGGGGGUUGUUAAAACAAAAUGAAAUGAAGUAAAGUGAAAAGAAAAUGAGAUCUCGUACGAUACGCACGAAAGUUGUUUAAUUUGUUCUAUAAAACGUAUAAUUAACUGAAGAGAUGCACAUAAGUUCCUCGCAAAAUGCAUUUAAAAAAGUUAAGAGAGAAAGAGACAAACAAUGUUGAGUGAAGCGCCAUCUAUAUAUAUAUAUACUUCAGAGCCUACUUAAACAAAUUAAAAUAUAAUUUAAAACAAAAGAAA
Molecule: messenger RNA, 5925 nt
Organism: Eupeodes corollae
Lineage: Eukaryota; Metazoa; Arthropoda; Insecta; Diptera; Syrphidae
Gene: Ser
Product: protein serrate
Exons: 16
Coding region: 1712-5557 (1281 amino acids)
Biological process (GO): cell communication; Notch signaling pathway; heterophilic cell-cell adhesion
Cellular component (GO): plasma membrane; protein-containing complex
Molecular function (GO): Notch binding; calcium ion binding
Source: RefSeq, a predicted model, not a curated record